GAACGUGGAGUAAUUUUUUCCCACUGUUUCGUUUUGCGUGUGUUCUCGUAUUGAGCUGUCUGAGCGAAAUAUUAUGGCUAGUGUUUAUGAUGAAAAUAAUGAUGUGUCGGCGAUAUUGUUCGAUUUAGAUAAUACAUUAAUUCAAACGAGAAAGGGUGAUUCGAAAGCCUGCAAUAAGUUUUAUAAGACACAUGUUAAGUCUGUCACAUAUGCUAUGACUAUAUGAGAGAUAUUAGAACUUUAUUUGAAAAAUGGUACAGUAUUGGACUAUCAGCUUACAGCCACGCAGCUCUGCCAAGGAAACAGCUCGUGGAGAUCUUGCAGCAAGAAUAUGGACUCCCCCAAAAUAUGGCAGUGGAGAGCGCCUCAAACUUCCUACGGGCAUUCCGCGCCCGCCCUGACGAUGACUCCUACGCCCUGGAUGAGUGGCCAGCGCACUUGUGGCGCAAUUGCUUGCCGAAAAAUUACAGACAUAUCGCUAAAAAUAUAUCAGCCGAAUGGUUAAAGUUAAGGUUUCAGUAUUUGGCAUUGACAAAUGAUGUGAUACAUCUGUUGGAAACGCUUCGGGAGGAUUACCUUCUGGGUCUGAUCACGAACGGGCCUUCGCGGGCCCAGUGGCAGAAGAUUGACCGGCUGGGGCUGCGCAAGUACUUCGACUGCCUGCUGGUCUCCGGAGACCUGCCAUGGGAGAAGCCCGACCAGGAGAUCUUCCUGGAGGCCUGCAAGCUGCUCAACGUCGAGCCCCGCUCUUGCAUCAUGGUUGGCGAUAAGCUGGAGACUGAUAUUAAGGGUGGAAAAGAAGCUGAAUUUGCGGGUACUGUUUGGAUCCCGUUGCAGAAGGACAAGGAGACGUCAGAUCUGCCCGACUUCACAAUAGACACGGUGACCCUUCUACCGGAGGUGCUACCGAACUCGCCGCGACUGAAACGAGCCGCCCAUCCCGCCAACGAACCCUGAAAAAUGCUUUACUUCUUGGAAUAGUUUGAUACAAGUGAAAGUUAUCAAAUUAUAUUUUCAAAUCCUACUGCGUCAUUUUUAUCAAGCUAUUGUAUAUAUGUUAAAUGUCGGCAAAGCAUCACAAUGUACCUAUAUUUAUAAAAUCGAUUACGGCAGUGAUUUGACUUGUUUUAACUAUUAAUAUCGCUUCAAGUCGAUUUAUUUUGACGAAAUCUGUAUAUGUGUCACAGAUUUAUAUAUUACUCUAUGUAUGGUACAUAGGUGCGGAUAAAUAUUUUAUUUUCUCUUUACUCUCUGUGUAACUAAAUAUUGAUAAAAAUAUUUAAGAUGAACCAAAUAUCCAAUUUUUGAUAAGUUGAAAAUUGCUCAAGAUUAUGCCAACUGAAUUAUCAACUACAUUUUACGCAUGUUUAUGUAAUGCUUGCCUGCAUUUGUUUUUGUUACUUUCGGGACCUAGGAUCUGUUUAAACAGUAUUUAAAAGUACAAGGGUUUAUUAGUAUUUAAGUUACCAACAGAAGCUAUAUAUUUUUUAUUAUGUACAACAUUCACCCAAGAAUGUACAUAUUAAAUGCUAUUUGAUUGUUACUCUAGACUAUAUAGUGCUUCUACAUUUUGAGUGAUAAUGAAUUUGCUAAUUAUUUUUUUAUCUUAGUUCUUAUAGUAAUCAAUGUGGGGUCUCAAUGCAAUACGCGGGCUCCCAUAUAGUUAUUAGUAAAUUAGAAUUUGAAUCUCUUCAAAUAUCAAAAUUCAGGGGUUGGUAUCAAGAACAUUAAUAAUACCCGGCCUUCUACAAAUGGACGUGAUCAUUGGGUUGUCAAACGUUCAUUAGAUUUUUUAUUUUUUUUUAUUUAUGACUAUUGGUUAAUGGAAAUUGCACAAUUUAGAAUUUAGAUUGAACAGUGAAUAGUAAAUAUAAAUAUUCUGUAUGCUUUCAAAAACACUGGUAACUAACAUUUGUGAAUUCGUAGUAUCUUAUUUCGUGUCUAACAUUAUAAUUUCCAAUUGUCUAGUAAUUUAACAAUCUACUUGUAUUUAUUUUAAAGACUAGUUUCUAAUCUUAAAAUUCCCAAUUUUAAAUGUACUCAACUGUACAGUUAUAUGUUACCUUUUUAAAUAUUUUUUCGUAAAACUUCGUGUCAGUUUUACUGUUCCUAUCAAUAUAUUGUUAAAUAUUUAUUAUUGGUUGUAUCUUGUUAAGGCACCUUCUCAAGACUGUUUCAUGUGAUAUGUAGUUAAUUCAUCUUAACAUAAUUUUGGAAUAGUCGAAUUUAAUUACCUAGUUUAAGUAAAUACCGCUGAAUGCUAUAAAACAAAUAAUAAAUCUAAUACGAUACGCGAGUAUUAGGAAGUAAUAUUGAUUGCUUCCUUAUACUCGCGUAUCUUUAGAGCUAUACGAAUGAACGUCAUUCCAGGUCACAAAUUAAAAUCUUAUCUGUACAUAAAUAAAAAAGGAGAUUUUAUUAAUAUAGAUAGUAAGCUAUAUUUUUCUUGUGAAGAUGUAAUAUUUUUGUAGGUUGACCCAUAAUAAUAGCUGAAUGGACUCAAAUAAUAUCUUGUUUAGAGUAUUAUUUGAAUUAGAACAAAUUAAUACUAUAACAAGUACAUACACAUGCUGGCUAGUAAGUAGACUUCCAGUGUUUCCUGUCUAAGCCUUUGGGUGUUCUAUUAAUAAUUAGGUACCUUAGUUUUGUGUAGUAUAGAUAGGUAUAAGCCUCAUUUUAGUAGAAUAGGAUUCUGCCAACAUAAUUUUUGUAACAUAGUUACAAGUAAGAUCUAACCAACAAGUCUUCGUUUUUGCUUGAAAAUAGGUGAAAAUUGUUACCAUUUCGAGAAUCAAACCGUGCCAUUUGAACUGCUGCUUUAGUACUAUGCACUCCACAUUGUAAAGAAAUAAAUAAAGAUUAUUAUAUUUUGGGAA
Plodia interpunctella (Indianmeal moth) is the source of this 2876-nucleotide messenger RNA. RefSeq lists its product as uncharacterized. Bases 223 to 957 code for a protein of 244 amino acids. NCBI's taxonomy places the organism in Eukaryota, Metazoa, Arthropoda, Insecta, Lepidoptera, Pyralidae. Gene Ontology annotation, molecular function: N-acylneuraminate-9-phosphatase activity. The record is from RefSeq and is a predicted model, not a curated record. The transcript is spliced from 6 exons. Gene Ontology annotation, biological process: dephosphorylation; N-acetylneuraminate biosynthetic process.